UUGAAGCUUCCUUUCCCUGCUUCUGGCCGUGUCUGCAGAUAUGAGGUGGAUUCUACUUCUCGGGGCCCUUCUCGGGGCUGCCCGGGGCCUGCAAAUAUUUGCUGGCGACCAAGUUCUUCGGGUUGAGCCUUGCAACACCGAACAGGUCCACCUACUGAAGCAGCUGGAAGCGCAAGAAUCUCUCCGGCUUGAUUUCUGGCGGUUCCCUUCCUACCUGGAUCGCCCGGUGGAUGUCCAGGUGCCCUUUGCGUGUCUCCAAGCGGUCAAGGUUUUCCUGGAGUCCCAUCACAUCAAAUACUCAGUCAUGAUCGAAAAUGUCCAGGCCAUGGUGGAUGAAGAAACCCGAGAGAUGGAAUUAAGUCAACGAAGAGAACGCAGCGGGAAUGGUUUCAACUAUGCCGCUUAUCACCCCUUGGAAUCCAUUUAUAAAGCUAUGGACGAUAUUGCAGCCGAACACCCCCAGCUUGUGAGCAAACUCCAGAUUGGAGAAUCAUAUGAAAAAAGGCCUCUCAACAUUCUCAAGUUCAGCACCGGAGGGACAAAUCGUCCCGCGAUCUGGAUUGACGCCGGGAUUCAUGCUCGGGAAUGGGUCACCCAAGCCACGGCCCUCUGGACAGCGAACAAGAUUGCCUGUGACUAUGGGAAUGAUCCAGCAUUAACCGCCGUAUUAAACACAAUGGAUAUUUUCCUGCUGCCUGCUGCCAAUCCCGACGGAUAUGUCUUCUCUCAUACCACGAACCGCAUGUGGAGGAAGACCCGUUCCAGGGUCCCCGGCAGCACCUGCGUUGGAGUGGAUCCCAACAGAAACUGGGACGCAGGUUUUGGAGGACCCGGAGCCAGCAGCAACCCCUGUUCCGAUUCCUACCACGGGCCCAGCGCCAACUCCGAAGUGGAAGUCAGGUCCAUUGUGGAUUUUAUCAAGAGCCAUGGGAACGUCAAAGCCUUCGUCAGCAUCCACAGCUACUCCCAGCUUAUGAUGUACCCUUAUGGAUAUAAGUGCAGCAACCCCAAGGAUGCUAAAGAGCUGGAUGAAGUGGUGAAAGCUGCCACUAGCGCCUUGACAUCCCUAUACGGCACCAAAUAUAAAGUCGGGCCAAUUUGCUCCGUGAUCUACCAAGCGAGUGGUGGCAGCAUUGACUGGUCUUACGACUACGGCAUCAAGUACUCCUUUGCCUUCGAACUGCGCGACACCGGCCGGUAUGGCUUCCUUUUACCCGCAAAUCAGAUCAUUCCUACAGCAGAAGAGACCUGGCUGGCGCUGAAGACCACCAUGGAAUACGUGCGAGACCACCCUUAUUGAGAAAGGGAGUAGGGCAGGUGGCGAAAGAAGGGAUCAUGUUCACGGGAACAAAGUCCUUUUGGUCUUGCUGGAUAGCGACACUCGGUGUUUUGUCUGUCUUCUCUCUGAAAUCAAAUUUAUUUCUAAAUAUA
Eublepharis macularius is the source of this 1431-nucleotide messenger RNA. RefSeq names its product carboxypeptidase A2-like. The record is from RefSeq and is a predicted model, not a curated record. Bases 41 to 1300 code for a protein of 419 amino acids. Gene Ontology annotation, biological process: proteolysis. NCBI's taxonomy places the organism in Eukaryota, Metazoa, Chordata, Lepidosauria, Squamata, Eublepharidae. Gene Ontology annotation, molecular function: zinc ion binding; metallocarboxypeptidase activity. The transcript is spliced from 11 exons.